AAACCGGAGAGCCCGGAUGAAAACCACCUAUCCGAUAUUGUGACUCAACUUACAUGCGCCGGGAACGGGGAUUGAACCCGAAGAAGUUGAAAGCGCAUGUAACAACCGCUGCGCUAACCGGACAGCUCUUUUUAUAUAAUACCUGUUCGAAUGAGAUACGGUCAAAUUAGAUAACCUAACGACUUCGUAUCUGGGUCGAGUUAUUCCGAUACCAAACCAACAUCUUGUGCAGUGUAACCUUUCUCCACGUUCUUUUUCUAUUGGAAGUGACGUCAUACACAUGGCCGAUGCAUUACUUUGCAGAAAAGUGAAUUGUUUACAAAUUUCGUGUUUCUGAAGUCCUCUUUCAAUAUUAAGGAAAAUGAUUGUAACAUUAAAAACUCUACAGCAGCAGACCUUCAAGGUCGAAGUUGAUCCAGAACAGACGGUUAAAGAAUUGAAACAAAAGGUAGAAAAGGAAAAGGGAGCUGAUGCAUUUCCAGCAGCAGGACAGAAACUUAUAUAUGCAGGCAAAAUUCUUGAUGAUGAAAAACCUGUUGGUUUCUACAAAAUUGAGGAGAAGAACUUUGUUGUUGUUAUGGUUACAAAGCCUAAACCAGCUGCAGAUUCGACAGUCAUAGCAUCUGUUCCCACCCCUGCUGCACCCACAAGGGCUGCCCCUGCCCCUUCCCCACAGCCAGCACCUCCUUCAGCUGUAGAACCCACAAAAACAGAGUCGGUGUCAGAGCCACCAUCAAACACAUCUAGUUCAACAGAUGCCAGUUCAGACCCUUCAGUAUCAGAAUCAAACCUAACACAAGCGUCAGACACAACGGCUUCGGGAUCUGACAUCAGUACUGCUAGUGCAGAGAGUGCCCUUGUCACUGGGCAAAUGUACGAGGAUGCAGUGGCAAACAUCGUUGCAAUGGGGUUCGCACGAUCUGAAGUCCAGAGGGCCAUGAGGGCAAGCUUUAAUAAUCCUGACCGGGCAGUUGAAUAUCUCUUUAAUGGAAUCCCAGAAUUGCCCCGUGAGGAGCCUCCUCCUGCCCCCACUGGAGAUGCCCCCACUCCCCCAAGACCUGCAGCACCUGUGGCGGCUCCAGCGGCAGGAACCGGCGCCCGGACUGGGGCCCCUCCUGCGAGUGGUACUGCAUCUGCUGGCUCCCCGGGCCAGCUGACUGGGCCUCCCCCUGGGGCCCAGCUUUCCGGCGAGGAGACCCUGGCGUUCCUACGCAACCAGCCCCAGUUCCAGCACAUGAGGAACCUCCUGCAACAGAACCCCUCCCUGCUCCCUGAGCUCCUGCAGCAGAUUGGCAGAUCUAACCCCACACUCCUACAGUUGAUAAGUCAGAACCAGGAGCAGUUUAUUUCGAUGUUGAAUGAGCAGGGUGGGGAAAGUGUAGCUGGUGGACAGGGCCGAACACCCGGGGAGGGGGUGAUACACGUUACACAGGAGGAAAAGGAGGCUAUAGACAGGUUAAAAGCACUGGGAUUUCCAGAAGGCCUGUGUAUUCAAGCAUAUUUUGCAUGUGAAAAAAAUGAAGAACUCGCUGCUAACUACCUUUUAAGCCAUGGUUUUGAUGACGAUGACUCUUGAGUGUAUUUAUUUGUGACAUUUAAUUAAACAUUUGUUAUAAUACAAAUAUUAAAAUCUGUUGCCAAUGUUUUUCCCUAGAAAGACAAUACAACAUUAUUUCGAUUUAAUAAGAGGAUAGUUUAUUUUGUCAUUGCGAUCAUUUCUUUCUUUGCUGGGCUUGCAUUUGUUCAUCGUUCCACUAUAAUAAUAGCUGUCUGCUUUCAUAGUUGGUGCAGGCAUAAUUUGAUGCAUUUGUAAAUUAAUGUAUUCAUUAUGCCCAAUAUCAAGAUCCUUUUAUGUUAAAAGACAUAAUUUAAUCGUAUGUUCAAAAUAAAUUUUGUGUACACAUU
Molecule: messenger RNA, 1905 nt
Organism: Dreissena polymorpha
Lineage: Eukaryota; Metazoa; Mollusca; Bivalvia; Myida; Dreissenidae
Product: UV excision repair protein RAD23 homolog B-like
Exons: 9
Coding region: 362-1576 (404 amino acids)
Biological process (GO): nucleotide-excision repair; proteasome-mediated ubiquitin-dependent protein catabolic process
Cellular component (GO): cytosol; nucleoplasm
Molecular function (GO): ubiquitin binding; damaged DNA binding; proteasome binding
Source: RefSeq, a predicted model, not a curated record